This is a messenger RNA of Ctenopharyngodon idella (grass carp), 7427 nucleotides long. RefSeq names its product LIM domain kinase 1a (gene limk1a). The transcript is spliced from 16 exons. Lineage: Eukaryota; Metazoa; Chordata; Actinopteri; Cypriniformes; Xenocyprididae. The record is from RefSeq and is a predicted model, not a curated record. Gene Ontology annotation, biological process: protein phosphorylation; positive regulation of stress fiber assembly; actin cytoskeleton organization. Gene Ontology annotation, molecular function: protein binding; protein serine/threonine kinase activity; ATP binding. Gene Ontology annotation, cellular component: neuron projection; nucleus; cytoplasm. The coding region runs from base 248 to 2224 and encodes 658 amino acids.
GUUGGCCCGUUUUCCCGGAAUCGUACUACGGCGAAGGAUGUGUUCGUGGUGAAGUUCAUCGGGAAGCGCCCAGACUCGUCGUCACAUGUAAAGCAGAGCCUCGCUAUCCCACAAUGCGCCAGCGGACUCAUAGCACUCAUUUCCCAUAGUAGGUUCGUUACACUGGCGGCAGUCAGGCAGCAGCUGGCCGCAUUUCUUCAGUGAGUCUGAUCGCAGAGGGGAGUUUCUGUUGCGGUCCGAGGCUUGAAUGAGGUUGAUGCUGCUCUGUUGCACCUGGAAGGACGAACGCAUGGGAGAGGAGGAAGCUGGAGGGAGGUUGCCGGAGUGUGCAGGAUGCAGACAGCACAUCUAUGAUGAGCAGUACCUACAGGCCCUCGACACGGACUGGCACACGCUGUGUUUCAGGUGUUGUGAGUGCGGGGCGUCUCUCUCACACUGGUACUAUGAGAAGGACGGGCGUCUCUUCUGUAAGAAGGACUACUGGGCUAAAUUCGGGGAGUUGUGUCAUGGCUGUUCAGAGCCCAUCACCACCGGACUCAUCAUGGUGGCUGGAGAGCAGAAGUAUCACCCAGAAUGCUUCACCUGUCUGAAUUGUCGAGCGUUCAUCGGUGAUGGAGACACGUAUGCGCUGGUGGAGCGCUCCAAACUUUACUGUGGACACUGUUAUUACCGGACUAUCGUGACUCCGGUCACCCUGCCUGACUCGCCGUGCUCCAGGAUUCCUCACACGGUCACGCUAGUGUCUAUUCCCGCCUCCACCGAUGGGAAGCGAGGUCUUUCCGUGUCUAUCGAUCAGGGUUCCAGUCCCAACGGCUACAGCCCCGAACACAAGCCCACCGUCAGAGUCUCACAGGUGGACCCAGAGUGCAUCAGUCCAGAUGUCAAGAACUCCAUUCAUGUUGGUGAUCGGAUCCUAGAGAUCAAUGGAACACCGAUUCAGAACGUUCCUCUGGACGAGAUUGAUUUGCUGAUCCAGGAGACCAGUCGCCUGCUGCAGCUGACCAUUGAACAUGACCCUCAUGAUCACAGCUCUUCAGAGGAUCAGGUGGACGGCCCCACACCCCCAUCCGAGGGCCCCAGUCCCAUCACGCCCAUCACACGGCCGCCCAGCCAGGACAUCAACAACCUGCGCUCACGCAUAAUCACGCGCAGCUACAGUAUCGAUAAAUCGCCGUGCUCCAGUAACACGCCGUCUCCACUGUCUCUGAGGAAGGACAUCGGCCGCUCGGAGUCGCUGCGCGUCGUGACCAACCGCACACACAGAAUAUUCAGAGCCUCCGAUCUGAUCCAUGGAGAGGUUCUGGGGAAGGGCUGCUUCGGACAGGCCAUAAAGGUGACUCACAGAGAGACGGGCGAGGUGAUGGUGAUGAAGGAGCUCAUUCGUUUCGAUGAGGAAACACAGAUGACCUUCCUCAAAGAGGUGAAGGUGAUGAGAUGUUUGGACCAUCCCAAUGUGCUGAAGUUUAUUGGCGUCCUCUACAAAGACAAACGGCUCAACUUCAUCGCUGAGUACAUCAAAGGAGGAACACUGAGAGACAUCAUCAAGAACAUGGACAGUAAUUAUCCAUGGAAACAGAGAGUGAGUUUUGCCAAGGAUAUUGCCUCUGGGAUGGCCUACCUGCACUCCAUGAACAUCAUCCAUCGAGAUCUCAACUCACACAACUGUCUGGUCAGAGAGAAUAACAGUGUUGUUGUGGCGGACUUCGGACUGUCCCGGCUUAUGGUGGAGGACAAGAACCAGGACAAACUAUCUUCUGGACCUAUCCCGGGCGUCAAGAAACCCGACAGGAGAAAGAGAUACACUGUGGUGGGAAACCCAUACUGGAUGGCUCCCGAAAUGAUUCACGGAAAGAGCUAUGAUGAGAAGGUGGACAUCUUCUCCUUCGGCAUCAUGCUGUGUGAGAUUAUAGGGCGAGUCAACGCUGAUCCUGACUACCUGCCCCGGGCCAUGGAUUUCGGGCUGAACGUGAAAGGCUUUUUGGACGAUUACUGCCCCUCGGACUGUCCGCCCUCUUUCUUCCCCAUGGCGGUGCUUUGCUGUGAUCUGGACGCAGAGAAACGGCCUGCAUUUGUGAAGCUGGAGUCGUGGCUGGAGAACCUGAAGAUGCAUCUGGAGAUGGGCCUGCAUCUGGUCUCAGAGCUCGAGCUCAUUCAUCAAGACUUCUGUCAGAAACACUCGAGCAGCAAGAACGGGCUUCACACGCACCCAGAGCAGCCCGAGUGACACUGCUGAUGGAGGGCAAACCUCCUCCUGCUGAGCAGAUCUACUGGAGGACGACGAAGAUGCUCCAUCACUGGACGUCUGCUGUCGGUGGCCUGCGGGCCUGAAGACUCCAUGUUUCUGGAAAUCCAAGCAUCAAAUGACACCUGCAACAUAACGUCACGCCACUGUCCGAAAGGCUUCGGCCGGAACAGAUGAUUCCAGUUUGAAAACAUCACCUCACAAGCACCGUUUCGUCAGUCAUAAUGCAUGUCUGUUGUGGCUUAUUGUGUGAUGUUCUUCGUACGGUACUGAUGGUGCGUUCAUGUCUCGUCCAAAUGACCAUAAAAUGCAAGUAUGAAGCUCUCACUCGCCCUGCUUCAGUUAAAGGGCAUGUUUUGGUACUUCUGGAAAUUUAUGUUCUCCUCAUCAGCGUCCUGUCCUCGUGUUCAUCUUCACACGUCAAGUAUCACUAAUAUUCCUCAUGUCAGGCAUUUCCCGCACUGUAAAUAGAGUUAUAGUACAUAUUGUAAAUGUUUGACAUAUUGUAUAUGUGCAGACAAUAUUUUUUGUAUAAUGAUUCCGCAUUGGCGUACUUUUCACGAGAGCACCAGGAUCAACUUUAGAGUGGAUUCCUGUCCGUGUUGAACACGUAAAAAACAUAAUACAUGUGAACUGUGGGCCUUCUCUUCCUCUAUUGUGUGUCCCAGUUCAGCCCUAUGGGUCGAAUUAACUCAUUUGCUGUCCUCUUUUACCCCAAAAUCCAAUAUAUAUAUACAGGGCUUGACAUUAACACCGCCAAAUACGUGUGUAUUUCAGCAGAGGCGUGUAACGCAGCCACUCCUACUAGCAACUUUGGCGGGUUGAGUUUUAUAUAUAAUAUAUACAUGUUUUAAUUGUAGUCUUUUAAAAAGGCAUCUAGUGUUGGGCAAUGUAGUGUUGUCAAAAAUAUUUAUUGAUACGGAAAUAUCUUAAAUGCUUCCAAUACUCAUUUUCCGCAGAAUAGACACACAAUACCAGCUGCUCUUUCUCUCUCUCAUCUCUCCUCCCCUCACUCACUCAUUUCAUUUGCUCCGGAUGAAUAUUUUUGUUGUUACAGGGUUUGAAUUUCGGUGUAGGAUUGCGCAUAUUGCGCAUAAUUUUACUCAUUCCUGCAGAUUUUAUUCUCACAUCCAAAGUGCGCACAUAAAGCCACCUCUCAGUACUAAAUUGUGUUCUCUUCCAAUGCUUAUUGGUCUUAAACAGUCAAAAACACACAAAAUAAUGUCAAAAUGCUGGUCUUGGCGAGUAUUAAUGUAAACACAGUCAGUUUUAGUUGAAUGUAAACAGUUGAGAAAGAAAACGCAUGUGUAACAGUAUAAUGGAUCCGUGCGUCAGGUCUUAAAGUGACAGCAGCCUAAUAAACCUGCUGCCAAAUUAUGAGAUGUUAUUAAAAAUAUCUAUAUGGUACUGAUAUUAAAACUGUGGCCAGUGAAAAUGCUGAGUGGCUAGUAACUUUGGAAAACCACAGUGACUUUGAGCAAAAAUGUUAAUGUCAAGCCCUGUGUGUAUAUAUAUAUAUAUAUAUAUAUAUAUAUAUAUAUAUAUAUAUAUAUAUAUAUAUAUAUAUAUAUAUAUAUAUAUAUAUAUAUAUAUACACACAUAAAGAAAAUGAAGCUUUUUUUAAAAUAAUUAUUUAUUUAAAUUGUAAAUUAAAUGUACAUCACGUUAGUAUGUUGAAACGAAUGUAAUUUAAUGGUGAUUUACUUCUCAAAAAUCUUCACAGGUUUCUUUUGUAAAACUGAAUUCCUUGAAUCUCUUUUGAUUUUGGGGUGAAAGACGCUGCAGAUUUCCUGUGCUUUACGGUGAAUCUCAGCCAAACGAAGCGCUCGUCACUGCUGUCUGAUCUGGGUACAGUUUGUUCUCAGGCUUGUGUUUUGGAAAGGUAGAGCCUGGUUUUAGACCCACACGCGGGACGGUGGGUCUCAGGGUCCUUCGAAACAGGUGAUCUUUGUGUUUACACAACACUGCUGGUGUAAAUAUCUUCCAGAAAGGCUUCUCUCAAUGUUUCCUCCUCCUGGCGUCACGCUGCAUGCAUCACUGGCUCGGCGUGACGUCCUUCGCUACCAGUCCAGCUAUUCUCAUAACGGUGAACAAAUAAUAUUACAAAAACACACAGGAGAAUCGCCAGGAAAGCACGUGUACAGACUGAAAAAAACAAAGACUAAAAAAGUAAAAACACAGCCUCUUCUUGUCUCUUUUGGAAUAGAACCACUAUUUUCUCUUUUCUAAGAUGUUUAAAUGAUUUCAUUUGCACUAUGGAAGAAAUCGGCUGCCGCUCGAGCCUUUUGGUUUCUUUGUCUUGUUUGGUUGGUGAUUGUAUGAAUGCACGUCACUGAUGGAGCCUUUUGUGACGUUUGGCCCCUGAUGCCGCGUCUCCUGAGCAGCACGUGCGUAACAGACUCAGAAAACGUGACCCGUUUAGUUCAUUCAUCAACAUAUUAAUACAGAGUAUCUCAAUCACAGGCUGCCGCUGAAGUCAACAUGAAGCAGCAUCUGCAGUCUAUACUGUCAAACUUGGCAUUACCCAGAAUGAAAUGACUGCGUUCGCUAUCGGUACGAUUUUCACAUUGUCCAAAUAGAUCCGGGGUGUCCAGUCCUGCUCCUGGAGGGCCACUCUCCAGCAGAGUUUAGGUUUACCAAACCCAAUUAAACACACCUGAACAGCUAAUCAAGGUCUUCAGGAUUACUAGAAUCAGAGAUGGUCUUAUAAGGGUGUGUUCACACUUGGCAGGUUUGGUUCGAUUAAAACAAACUCUGGUGCGAUUCAUUUGAAUAAGUGUGAACACUACCGUCCGAACCCUGGUGCGCACUAAACAAGUGGACCAAGAUCCCUGAAAAGAUGGGUCUGGGUUAGUGUUAUCAAAAUACAGACUUUGAUACCAUGUCGGUACUGAAAUUUUAAAAAUAUGAUGCUUUGAGUACUGUUGGGCAGAUUCGUAAACACCUCUGAUUGGCCACUGAGUUCAAAAGCUCAACAGAUAUGUCUAUGAUUGGCUACAAUGAUCAACGCACGGGAGCAUCUGUGUAAGCGCUCUGUGAAGAGCAUCAAAAAUGUCUAUUUACAUGUUGAUAUUGUAGCCAAUCACAGACAUAUCUGUUGAGCGCUUGAACUUAAUGACCAAUCAGAGGUGUUCAUGAAUCCUCUCAACAGCGCUCAAAGCGUCACAUUUCAGUACCGACUUGGUAUCAAAUUCGGUACUUUUGACAACACUAGUCUGGGUCCGCUUCCAAAUUAAAUCUGGUGCAGUUCGAAUGAAAUGUGAACGCAACAUGGACCAAAGACAUCUAAACAAACCAAAAAUAAGAAGUGAUGUCACAAGAUGCAUGCCUAAAAAGGACAGAAUGCUCAAGCAUAUGUUUUUUCUCGUCAUAGUCGUGAUGUUGCCCAUCACAGUUCGGUACAGGCGGAAACGCGUCUCCUCGCAGCAGAUCUUGUUUGUGUGUGACGGAGGGAUUCCUGCCGCUGUUUUGACCCCUUUACACAUUUAUACAAGAGAUACAAGGCUCUACAAUUAGGGUCCGUUUACACAAAACCGUUUUCAACUAAAAACGGAAAGGUUUUGUGUUUUGGCCAUUCAUUUACACCACAAUGGCGUUUUGGGGGCCUGAAAACGCAAGCUUUUAAAAACGGGUUUUAAAAUGCAAGUUUUUCUAUAUGUGUUUCUAUGUCUAUAGGCGCAUAGUUUUUCUUUACAAAGUCACAUCACCACCUACUGGCCUGGCUUGAGUAAUACAGCGAUUUUAUUCGUUUUCGUGGAUCUGUGUGAACGGGGAUCAUUGUCGACUGUACGCGAAAAAUGCAAAGGAAAAGCUUUUCCAUGUUUAGUACGUCGUUGUCGUGUAAACACACCAUUAGUGAAAGCGUAACAGCCAACUUGGAUCACGUGUGCCUUGAUAACCAAUCACAUUACAGCCUUGAUAUCAUUGAAUUUCUUUCAUAGUUGCACGACAGUCAAUCACUGUUUCCGAAUACCGUAGAAAUGAAUGAGAAGUGUUGUAAACUGAAUCCAACCUGUGAUCGUGAACUCUCUCAUAGAACAGCAUUUUUUUGGUGUAAACUCAAUCCAAUACAAAUAUUUACAGGCAAACAUGUUGAGGAUUAGCCAAUAGGCUGUCGAAUCAUUGAAUGAUAAGCUGUUUUCCCACAAGAGCACCGUACUGACGCCUCUCCUCCAUUGACAUCCAUUAAAAAAAAAAUCAGCCUCUGGUCUCCUUCCCUCUGUACUGCAGCGUAACGCUGUUUUUGGAGGCUUGCCUUAAGGAACUCUUCAGAAAAGUGUUCCCCAGGAGCAGGAUUGGACACCCCUGAAAUAGACAUUUGGCUAUUGGUUAAUAUGAACCGGUAUCCUGCACAACCUAGUCGAUGAAAAGCCAUUUUAGAGUUACUUCAUUACUACAAUCAAUUUUGAUUUCAUGUUGACUUUAUGCCUUGAUGAUCUGAUAUCAAUACUAAUGCCACUAAUAAAAAGCCAUAUUGCUAUAAGCUAUUAUACCGAAUUGAUUACGAGUCCAUUGCAUUGAUUGAAAAUGGACUUGAGCCAAAAACGACAGUGCUUCAGGUGAUUUGCGAGGUGUUGACCGCGAUCUGCUGCUCAGGCGUCCGGCGCGGCGGCCUCACUGCUGCCUACUGAGAGUCCUGUAGCAUGACCACCACCUUCAUCUUCAGACAGAAAGAGCACUUAAAUGAUGUAGUCUAGCUUGUAAUGCUUCUAGAAGUCCAGCUCAGGGUCCCGCCGCUGGUGUAUCUGUAUGUCCGUCUGUAUCUGUACAUGCAUGGCAUCAGUCAAACGAUUCAAUAGCAUCAAUGAGAAAGUGUUCAAAGGUACUUCAACCUGUUCACCGAUCUGGUGCGGACGUGAGCGAAUGCUGCAGAAACGAUGGCUUUACCUCUCAACAUUGCUGUGCCUUUGUUUUAUGCUAGCCUUGCCAACGACUUGUAGUGUGUUUUGAGCCGGAUGAGUUUAUGUCAUCGCUUACCUGUUUCAAUGGGUUUUCCCUUUUUGUUCUGAGAUGUAUUUAUAUUUUCCAUGUUUCCUUUGUCCAGUUUGAUAUAUGUUAGUUUUAUGGUUUCCUGUAAUUUAAUGUUUUUACUGAAGCUGUGAAAAUGACUCUGCACUUUAAACGCACUGGCCGUGAACGAGGCGACUGUAAUUCAGGACAGAAUAAACUGACGCUCCUGAUGUUA